UCUCGUGUGACAAUAUACCGAAGUCUCAUACAGAGAAUCGACUUCAGAUCGUCAGGAGGACAGCGCAUUUAAACCGCAAUGAAGCUAUUUCUCCUUUCCUGUUUGCUGUGCUGUGCCGUUGCGUUGCCGCCUCGGUACCCCGAGGGUAGGAUCGUGAACGGAGAGGACUCGAACCAAAGCCAGUGGCCGUGGCAGGCUUCUCUCAACUAUAACGGCAGUACCGGGACUUUCUCACAUAUAUGUGGGGGGUCCCUCAUCGCCCCAAACUGGGUCCUCACCGCAGCGCACUGUGUCGAGUUCGAUUCCAACCGCCAAAACUUUCGGAUUGUUCUUGGGGAGCACGUCCUGAGUUCGGACGACGCAACGGAGCAAACAGUGGACAUCGAGAAGAUCAUUUUGCACAGCCAAUAUGAUGGAUCUGCUAAUGGAAUACCAAACGACAUCGCCCUAAUCAAACUCGCGAAACCUGCUGACACUAGCAAUACCGGUAUAGGAGUUGUACAGCUACCGACAGACACCAACAGAGACUUCACCUCCUCAGACACCUGCUACAUCAGCGGGUGGGGCAAAACGAGCGCUGACAGUGGCCUGGCAGACGUUCUUCAGCACGUGCAGAUAAACGUCAUGAGUAACUUACUAUGUAAUAUUAACUGGUUGUUACAGUCGAUACUCUCAACUCACAUAUGUGUAGGCGGAGGAUCUGAGUCCGCGUGUAAUGGUGACUCCGGUGGCCCAUUGGUCUGUGUGAAGAGCAACGAGUAUAUACUGGCCGGGGUGACGUCAUGGGGAUCGUCUAAUUGCGAAAACAUGCCGAACGUCUACACGCGCGUGUCAGAGUAUCGCGGAUGGAUUGACGAAAAUAUGGCGGAAUGAGGUGCUGUACUGUCGACCGUCCUAUAGCUAAUUGACUAGCAUAGCUAUGUCUACAUAACAACCCCUAAAAAGUGAAUAAAAUUCU
Mizuhopecten yessoensis (Yesso scallop) is the source of this 958-nucleotide messenger RNA. Its product is annotated as elastase-1-like. The transcript has 6 exons. The coding region runs from base 79 to 873 and encodes 264 amino acids. Lineage: Eukaryota; Metazoa; Mollusca; Bivalvia; Pectinida; Pectinidae. Gene Ontology annotation, molecular function: serine-type endopeptidase activity. The record is from RefSeq and is a predicted model, not a curated record. Gene Ontology annotation, biological process: proteolysis.